AUGCUGGUGGCGGCUUUGCUGCGGCUGCUGCACCCGUUGGCGCUGCUGCUGAGCCCCAUAAGCAGCAGGCCGCCGCAGCAGCAGCAGCAACAACAGCAGCAGCAGCAGCAGUCCCCGAAGCAGGAGCAGCAGCAGUUUCUCGAAGAAGUAGACACCCCAACUUUGUGGCCUGCAGAUGGUCUCUCUGUGCUGUCUCUUCGUCGAGCGACAAGUUUUUCAGCAGGGGGUGGCAGCGGCUCCCCUGCUGCUGCUGCUGCUGCAGCUGCUGCUGCUGCUGCUGCGCAGCAGCAGCAGCAGCAGCAACCGCUGCGCUUCUCCGCCUCACUUCCCGACAUGAGCUCCUGCUGCGCCCUUGACGCAUCGCCUGUUCGUGCUGCGCUGCAGAAGCAAACAGAAGAGGGGAUGCCGCUGCUGCCGUCGAUAGCGGAGGACUCAGCUGUUGUUGCUGCAGCACCUGCUGCUGCUGCUGCUGCUGGGGGCGGUGCUGCUGAAGGCAGCGCCGCAGAGAAGCCGCGGCUGGGCCUACAGGGCGUUGCUGCUGCAGCAGGGAAGCUGCUGCAGGCGCUGGCGCUGCACGUGAUGCUUGUGGGUGCAACAUUUCGUUUGCUGCUGAAGCAGCAGCCCCUCGUGCUGCUGCUGACUUGCAUGCACUGUUCUUUCAAUGCAGCAAUGCAGGGAACUUCUUUGGCCUUCGUCAAGCACCAGCUCCGCUUCACUCACGACCAGGUCUCAUUCAUAAUGACUACUUUUGGAGCAGCAGGCAUCCUUGUUCAGGUGGUCUUGCUGCCAAUGGUGCUGCGCCACACCUCAACGCAGUGGCUGCUUUUCAUCUGCAGCGCAUGCAAUGUGCUGUACGCGGGGCUUUUCGUGGUUGGCACGUCUCCUUCCUGCAUUUUUGUCGCCUGUUUGUUCGGCGCCCUCGCCAGCGCCUCUCGAG
Eimeria tenella is the source of this 937-nucleotide messenger RNA. RefSeq lists its product as uncharacterized. The transcript is spliced from 4 exons. The record is from RefSeq and is a predicted model, not a curated record. The annotation marks the transcript as partial. NCBI's taxonomy places the organism in Eukaryota, Apicomplexa, Conoidasida, Eucoccidiorida, Eimeriidae.